GUACAAGGUCUUUGUGCCUAGCUUCACUUACAGGGUUUCAGCACAGCUGGUGUGUGUGGGGGGCCGUGGGGUAUCUGCCUGCCCCCUGACACUGCGCCUACGUCCUAAGGCCCCACCUCUGCACAACUCAAGCUCUGUGGCCUGUGGAAGUGCCUCACUAUGCCAGCUGGAGCUGGCACUGCCCCCCUGGGGGCACUGGGUCUACGUGCGUGUGGAGACACCAUCCCGGGGUCCUGGCAGGACCAUCCGCUUCCAGCUGUGUGUGCAGUUGCAAGAGUGCCCACGUCCCAGCCUGUCCCGUGCCCUGGUUCCUGGAGCUGCCAUGAACAUGCCCCAGUCACUGGGCAACCAGCCACUGCCCCCAGAGCCACCAUCCCUUGGGACCCCUUUGGAGGGGUCUGGAGUGACAUCCCCACCUGAACACUGCUGGCCAGUACGCCCAACUCUGCGUAAUGAGCUGGACACCUUCUCUGUCCACUUCUACAUCUUCUUUGGCCCCAGCGUGGCCCUCCCCUCUGAGCGCCCAGCUGUGUUUGCCAUGAGGCUGUUGCCAGUGCUGGACAGUGGAGGUGUGCUCAGCUUGGAGCUCCAGCUCAAUGCGAACUCUGUGCGCCAGGAAAACGUGACAGUGUUUGGAUGCUUGACUCAUGAGGUGCCCUUGAGCCUGGGGGAUGCAGCAGUCACCUGUUCCAAAGAGUCCCUGGCAGGUUUCCUCCUCUCUGUCAGUGCCACCUCCAGAAUGGCCAGGCUGCGAAUCCCUUUCCCGCAGACGGGGACCUGGUUCCUGACCCUCCGUUCCCUGUGUGGGGUGGGGCCUCGGUUCGUGCAAUGCCGCAAUGCAACGGCCGAGGUGCGUCUGCGCACCUUCCUGUCCCCAUGUGUGGAUGACUGCGGGCCCUACGGCCAGUGCAAGCUGCUCCGCACACACAACUACCUGUAUGCAGCCUGCGAGUGCAAGGCUGGGUGGCGGGGCUGGGGCUGCACCGACAGUGCCGAUGCGCUCACCUAUGGAUUCCAGCUGCUGUCCACACUCCUGCUCUGCCUGAGCAACCUCAUGUUCUUGCCACCCGUGAUCCUGGCCAUUCGGAGCGGAUAUGUGCUGGAAGCUGCUGUCUACACCUUCACCAUGUUCUUCUCCACGUUCUAUCAUGCCUGUGACCAGCCAGGCAUUGUGGUUUUCUGCAUCAUGGACUACGAUGUUCUGCAGUUCUGUGAUUUCCUGGGCUCCUUAAUGUCUGUGUGGGUUACUGUCAUUGCCAUGGCUCGUUUACAGCCCGUGGUCAAGCAGGUGCUGUAUUUGCUGGGGGCUAUGCUGCUGUCCAUGGCUCUGCAGCUCGACCGGCAUGGACUCUGGAACCUGCUUGGACCCAGUCUCUUUGCCCUGGGGAUCUUGGCAAUAGCCUGGACAGUACGCAGCGUCCGCCGCCGGCAUUGCUACCCACCCACAUGGCGCCGCUGGCUUUUCUACCUGUGCCCGGGCAGCCUUAUUGCAGGCAGUGCCAUCCUACUCUAUGCUUUUGUGGAGACCCAGGACAACUACUUCUACAUUCAUAGCAUUUGGCAUAUGCUCAUCGCUGGCAGUGUGGGCUUCUUGCUGCCCCCUCGUGCCAAGACUGACCACCGGGUUGCAUCUGGAGCCCGGGCUCGGGGCUGCGGUUACCAGCUAUGCAUCAAUGAGCAGGAGGAGCUGGGCCUUGUGGGCCCAGGAGGGGCCACUGUCAGUAGCAUCUGUGCCAGCUGAGAGGGGCUUUGGGCCUGGCCCUUGGGGGAUAUGAGCGCUUCCUAGUUUUCUUCCUGGGGGCAUGGAGCCCUCCCAGGGAUAAGAGACAGACUGUAUUUUUUGAGGACGUGGAGUCUUUCUCAAGGACAUAGAACUCUUCCAGGGACCUGAAGCCCUUCCAGGACAUGGAGAACUUCCCGAGGGGCUGGAGUCCUCCUGCAUCCAUGGAAUCCUUCUUAAGGACUAGAGCCUAUGCAGGGCACAGGGUCCCAUCAGGACCGAGGAGUCCCUCCUAGGGGUGUGGAGCUUUUCCCAGGGAUAUGGAGCCCUCCUAAAAACAUGGAUUGCUUCUCAGGGAGACAAAGCCCUGUUGGGAACAUGGAGUCAUUCUAGAGGAAAUGGAAUCCAUCUUGGGGAAAUUGAAUCUCCAGAUUAUCCCAUAGGCUCAGCAACUCUGGCCUCAGGCGUCCUUCCCAGAGCCAGUGUCUGGGCUGUGCUAUGCUGGGGAGGGCGGGUUGCAGAACAGAUGGAGCUGGGACAGGAGUUGCGGUGGCUGGUAUCCUGAGUCUAUGCAGGUGGAGUCUGGUGUGUCUCUAAUGAAAUAUGUGCUGGUUCA
This is a messenger RNA of Galeopterus variegatus (Sunda flying lemur), 2336 nucleotides long. RefSeq names its product transmembrane protein 8B. The coding region runs from base 323 to 1741 and encodes 472 amino acids. Gene Ontology annotation, cellular component: plasma membrane. Lineage: Eukaryota; Metazoa; Chordata; Mammalia; Dermoptera; Cynocephalidae. The record is from RefSeq and is a predicted model, not a curated record. The transcript is spliced from 10 exons.